This is a messenger RNA of Pomacea canaliculata, 3889 nucleotides long. Its product is annotated as hemicentin-1-like. The record is from RefSeq and is a predicted model, not a curated record. Gene Ontology annotation, cellular component: plasma membrane. The transcript is spliced from 5 exons. Lineage: Eukaryota; Metazoa; Mollusca; Gastropoda; Architaenioglossa; Ampullariidae. The coding region runs from base 1042 to 2025 and encodes 327 amino acids. Gene Ontology annotation, biological process: homophilic cell-cell adhesion.
GUCCUGUGGAAGAGAAAGGGGAAGAUAUUAAUAGUGAUGGAAGGGGAUUGGGUUGCUAUCAUACUUCUUUACAAGUUUACAAGAAGAUAAGGAGAUAAAAAAAAAGAGAAUAUACAUCAGACAGGGUGAGGGAGAUGCUUUGGUUGGGUUAAUGCUGGAGCUCAACCUUAAAUACUUGAGAGGUGGUGUUAGAAACGGAAAGUGUUACAAGGAUUAUGAUGAAACCCAAUGGGCUUAGCCGGAAUACAACCGUCAAAGUGACAUGGCGGUAUUUUCUAAGAUGACUUUUCGGCUGACAUUAAUGGUCGCGGAGGCUGGGAAUUUUACGAUGAAGGCAAAUGGCCUUUGUCUCUCCGCUGCCCGCUGUUGGGGAGCAUCAACAACAAACGGCGGCGCCCGAGUCUGUCAAUGAUCGAUGAUGGCGGUCCACCGCAGCCUUUUGCCAAGACCGAGAGUGACCGGUCAGGUUCGUACCUUCCACCAUCUACGGCGCGUCCACCGCCUGAACCAACGCCAAGCAGUUGUGCGCGUGCAUCACACGCGCCUCGGUUACUGCUGCUGCUGCUGCUUCUCUCGCGUCCUCGGCGCAUCUCCGGCCCUCCCCACCUCGGCGUCUCCAGGUCUGUGUGCGUCGACUGCUGCUGCUGCUGGUGGUGGUGGUGGUAGUUGUGUGGCGACAGGCGAGCAGCGCUAGUGUCAGCACCCUCACGCUCGGAUGUUUUUCACAAAGUUUUUCCUAACCGUCAGUUCAGAUACUUUCUUCGCGCAACUCUUUACAUAGAAAAGAUCACAGGGAAACAGUUGCAGUGAUCAUAUCAUCACUUCAUUCACAGAGCACAGAAUAGUUUAGUGAGGAGAAAAGAUCGACAACUCUUUCCCGUAGAAGAAAUUGUUAAAGAAGAAGGACAAGACAACAGAAAGAGAAUAUUUUACUAGCAGAAGUGCACACUACAACCCUAACCCUACAUCAACUCCGGCCAAGUGUUACACGAUUUUUUAGACUACACCAUCAGCAAGAAACGGCUUAACGACCCAGGCAACAUGAAGCUGUGGAUGUUCGGACUCCUUCUCAGCCAGUUUUCCAAAUUGUUGAAGGGGCUUGACAUCAUGGUCGAUCCACCCUAUAAUCCUUUCUGGGUCUUGGAGGGCACGACGUUCAGAGCCAGCUGCUCGGCUGAGGUCAGAGACCUGGAGUGGUUCAUUGACGGGUCUUCACCCAAGGUGUCGGGCUACGAGGAGUGGCGCAACUCCACGACGGAUGGAGUCCGAACCACUGUGACCAUCAGCAAGAGCAAGAUGGGGUGGGACGUCAGCCCCAACAUCAUCUGCCGCUCGCCCUCUGCUGGCAAGGAUGUCGUCGUCGGUGUUAAUAUUUUUGCCGCUUACAUCAGGAACGCUAACAUCAGUGAAGGAAAUGACGUCAGCGUGGAGUGCCGGCCCGACUCCUCACCGGAAGUUUCAACAGUAUCGUGGAGUCGCGAUGGAGCUCCUCUCUCAAACGACUCGGGCCGUGUGAUUCUGCUGGAGAACAACACCAAACUAGUUAUCCUCAGAUCCACGCCUGCUGACGCCGGUGUGUACACGUGCAACAUGACCCUCCAGGCAGGUCCCAAGAUCAAUCAAACCUUCACACAGCCCGUGACACUGGCAGGAAAGCCCUACCUGUUCGAGAAAAUGUCCUCACAUGUCCAGGUGUACCUCAACGACUCCCUCUACCUUACCUGUCCGGUGAAAGGUUAUCCCAGCCCGGAGGUGUACUGGCUCCACAACGGGGACACUCCAGUCAGCCCCUCCACUCGCGUGACGAUGAGCACGUACGAGGAUGUGGCCGGCGCUCGUCUGUCGGUGAGGAACCUGACGACCGCCGACAUGGGGCUGUACCGCUGUGCCGCCGAGAACGGCCUGGGCCGGGUGGUCAAGACCUUCCACGUGGGGGUGACGGGUGGCGCCCUCACCUGCACUGGCCACGUCAUCAGCUUGGUCCUGGCAGCGGGUGUUGUCACGUGGGUGAUGAGAGUGGAAUGAACAGAACUAGCCACCCCACCAACUACACCCUUCCCUCACCUGUUAGUUUAAGGGACUAUGCUAAACAUGAAAUACAGUAUAGCCGAUUCUAAAACAAAAUUUACUUGAGUUGAGCGAUACAAUUUUCUUACCUAACCUUUUCAGGGUUUUCUAAUUAUUUAUUUUAGAGAAAUUAGUUCUGACAUCACGGCAUAUUGUAAUGAGAGAAGGAAUUUUAAGGAAAAUGUCGGCCUUCCAACAUUACACAUACUUUCGGAAUGGCAGAUGCUGAGUGGAUGUGACUGCAUGUCAACUUUUAGCAUAUUACUAUAAUCUUUAUAAGUGUCCCUACAUGAAGCUAGGUGUUAAAAACCAAGAAACUUGUCAGAAAAUAACUGCGAAUUUCUUAUAGCGGGUUAAUAAAAUUACAGAGGUCAAAUGACAACCUACUUCGUAAAUAGCUCAUUAGAGUGACAUCAUGUAUACCUAGCAAAAUAAGGCUUACUUUUCAUCUCAAGCUAUUUUUUCACUAAGGGUAGCCUCAAAUUGUGAUAUGUCUAUUCACACUAAAUUUUCCAAACGAUACUGCCAGUAUUUGCUUCGAAGCAUCUCUCCACUUCUUAGUUUCAGAAAAACUGACUCGGACUUGCUGUCUAGUUGACAAUGAAAGGUCUGGUUGAGUAUUUCUGUAGCACUGGGAGCAUUCUCGGCCUAUACAUUACAAAAAUCUGCUGUAAUUUUCAAAGAGCCCAUCAACACAUAAAGAUGGCCGGUUAAUCUCGUAGAUAACCAAGCCUGGCAUGUUAAAUGCCGGAAGAAUAGAAUUAAAUGAGAGGCCGCCAAAGUGAUGUAUAGUGUUACCUGUCGGCUUCUCAGGUAGUUACAGAAGAAAGUGUCUUCUCUUACUUUCUUCCUUGUCCAGUGCUACUCAUACUCGCUCUUUCUUGAUUAGCUUUAGGUAUUUGUGAGAGCUUGUGCUUGCUUUUGUGUGUUCGUGUUGUAAAGCAUGGCUGUCAAGCAAAGUAGGUAUUGUUCAUUAGGCCAACAGAUUGAUGAUAAGUUUGAGUCCCGUACGCACAUAAGCUAGCUAUGUAUUAGUUUCUCGAAAAUAAGCUAGUGAAGUCUUAAUUGGUGGACAGUGAAUCUGACAGGAGCUAGUGAACUAGAAGUGAACAAGCUCGUGUGUGAUGACGUGUCCAUGUGAACAUGUUGAUGUGAACUGCCUCUCGCCUUCUCUGCUUGUUGCAAGCGCACUGUUGUCCGACAGCAGCAAGUUUCAUUAAUUCACUCAAAAACCAUCAUCAGCUGCAUUUUACUUUGUUUAAUAAUUAACCACAGGAGGUGGAUUGGAUUGUGGUCACGUGACUGUAUUACAGAGUCUGGCAAGCCGUAUAUCAUUCAUGGUUGAUUCAUCAUGCUGUGAGAGUGUAAAUGUUAUCAAAGCAAGUCAAGAGAACUGCUGGUGCCGACGAUGACAAAGGCGUGCAUCUGAUGAUGGCAAGAAUGAAGACGAUGCCGAAUGUUUCGCUCUCCACUCUCCUCUAAAGGGAGAUAAAACGGUUUCUUCGAUAUCUAUGGGAAGAAAUGCUUCGUCUGGAAAACAUUUCUGAGUGAGGAGUGCUGUCCCAUUCUGUCCCAGAACGACUGCUGAUGGGGAUACACAUCAUCAGCCAUCUUCAUCAUCAUUAGCAUUGUCAAUGUUCAUAUUUAUGAGCAUUGCUAUCUAGAUUCAUAGGCAGUCAGUAUUUUGUAUAAGGUCAAUUUUGCAAUACAAUGUGUGAAUGAAUUUUGUUUUGUUGAAACUACCAAACUCUUGCGGUGGUUCUUUCGUCUUUCAUAGAAUGCUAAGCACUGCAUCGGAUUAAAAUGAGUGGAAUGUUUAAAA